AUGAGUUCUUCUUCUACUUCUUCUUCUUCUUCAACGCCUGCAUCUAAUAAUCGAUCACGUGUUAAACUUUAUACGUUAAAUGAAGAACGACAAUGGGACGAUCGUGGUACCGGUUUUGUAACAUGUAUAUCCCCAACAACAUCUAAUACAAGUCAUUCAAUUAUUGUUAAAUCAGAAGUUGAUGGUUCAAUAUUACUUGAAUCAAAAAUUCAACUUCAUACAAAAUAUCAAAAACAACAAGAAACUUUAAUUGUUUGGUCAGAAGGUGAAAAAUAUGAUUUAGCAUUAAGUUUUCAAGAAAAAGCUGGUUGUGAUGAUAUAUGGGAGAAUAUUUGUGAUGUCCAAGGAAAAGAUUCUUCCUAUUUAACAACAACCAAUAAUUUAACAAAUGAUUCAGCAAUCUAUGAAUCUGAUGAUGAAUGUGUUGAAUCAAAUGAAAAUUAUUUAUCAUCAACAAUAAAUUUACCACCAGUUGAUUUAUCACAUUUACGUGAUAUAUGUGAUUUAUUUAGUCCAGAUAAAGUUCGUGAUGCAUCACGACGAGAUUUUAUAGCACGUGCAAUUGAAUCAGAAAAUUAUAUACGAAAAUUAAUUGAUCUAUAUCAUAUAUGUGAAGAUUUAGAAAAUAUUGAUUCAUUACAUCAAUUAUUUGAAAUCAUACGUUCAAUAUUUUAUUUAAAUAAAUCAACAUUAUUUGAAAUCUUAUUUAGUGAUGAAUUUAUUAUGGAUAUUAUUGGUUGUUUAGAAUAUGAACCACAAUUAAAUUUUAAAACAAAAAGAAAUCAUAGAGAAUUUUUAGAUAAAAAAGCAACAUUUAAAGAAGUUAUACCCAUAGGUAAUCAAGAAUUAUUAAUUAAAAUUCAUCAAACAUAUAGAAUACAAUAUAUACAAGAUGCAAUAUUACCAGCACCAAGUUUAUUUGAAGAAAAUCUAUUAUCAACAAUGAAUAGUUUUUUAUUUUUUAAUAAAGUGGAAAUUGUUACAUUGCUCUAUGAAGAUCCAAAGUUCCUUAGUCAAUUAUUUGCAACAUUAAAAGAUGAUAAUUUACCAGAUGAUAAACGCAAAGAUCUUAUGUUAUUUCUUAAAGAAUUUUGUGUAUUUUCACAAACACUACAACAACAAAAUAGAGAUAAUUUCUUUCAAGCACUUGCGACUCAUGGUAUCCUAAAUGUAAUUCAAGUAAUGCUUAGUCUGGAUGAUACAACAACAAAACAAGCUGCACUUGAUGUAUUUGCUUCCAUAGUUGAAUGUAAUCCUUCAACAGUACGUGAAUAUAUGUUACAAGAAACUCAAUCAACACAAGAUGAUGAUGAAUUACUUUUGAAUUUAGUUAUAUCUGAAAUUCAAAGUGAUCCAGAUCCAGAAUUAAGUGGUGCACUUAAUUUAAUGAAUUAUUUAAAAUUAUUAAUUGAUCCAGAAAAUAUGAUGGCUGUAUCAAUAAGUGAAAAAACAGAAUUUUUAUCAUUUUUUUAUUUUCGUUCAAUGUCUGUAUUACUUGCUCCAUUAAUGGCUAAUUCAUCGGAUUUAAAAUUAAUUCGUGAUGAUUUUCAUAUAGCACAAUUACAAAAUUUAAUUCUUGAUUUUGUUACAUUUUGUAUUGAACAUCAUACAUAUCAUAUGAGAAAUUUUCUUAAUAAAAAAGAUUUACUUAGACGUGUACUUGUUUUAUUAAAAUCUAAACAUCAAUUUUUACAAUUGAGUGCACUUAGAUUCUUAAGAAAAAUUAUUGGUUUAAAAGAUGAACAGUACAAUUUAACAAUUGCUCGAAGUAAUUUAUUUGCACCUAUUGUCGAUGCAUUUAAAGCUAAUAAACGACGAUAUAAUUUAUUAAAUUCAGCAUUGAUUGAAUUGUUUGAAUUUAUUCGACAAGAAGAUAUCAAAACAUUAAUUAAUUAUUUUGUGGAAAGUUUCUAUACAGAUUUCGAAUCAAUAACAUAUGUUAAAACAUUUCAUGAUUUAAAAUUACGUUAUGAUGCUCAUAGAGACAAAAGAGAACGAAUACUUAGUGAUAGUUCACCAACAAGUAGUACAUCUCGUUUCCAUGAUAAUCUAAAUACCAAUCAUCUAUUAUCAGUUCAACGUCUUCGAAAAGAUGAACGUGAUCUUGAUAUUGAUGAAGAAAAUUGGUUUAAUGAUGAUACAGAUGAAAAUAAAAUCUCAUCAUUUAAUCAUGGUACAUUAUUUAAUAAUAGUUCUGAUGAUGAAGAUAGUCAACCAGAAACAACUAGUGCAAUUUCAACCAGUGAACCACCGAGAUCUCAUCAUUCUUUAGCAGAUGAUGAUGAUGACGACGAUGAUGAAGAAGAAGAUGAUGAUGAUGAUAAUAAUGAUAAUAGACUACCAACAUCAUCACGGUCUCAUUAUAAUAAACCUGUAAUUAGUAUUCAUAUACAACGUUCACCGACAUCAUCAACAACAGCCGCUCUUCCAGUUGAUACGUCGUCUUCACCGACAUCAUCACAAUUAAUUGAACCUGCAUCUCCCUAUGCUAUGAGUCCAGCUUUAUCGAGUAUUGCUGAUCAAUAUAAUGAUGAUGAAGACGAAAAUGAAGAUGAAGAUGAAGAAGAAGAAAAUAACAGUAAUUCAUAUACAAUAACAAAUAAACGUAAACUAGAUGAUAAUGAUGAUGAAAAUGAACAAACAAAAGUAUUUAAACAAAAUAGUGAUCAAUCAUCUUAG
This is a messenger RNA of Adineta steineri, 2679 nucleotides long. NCBI's taxonomy places the organism in Eukaryota, Metazoa, Rotifera, Eurotatoria, Adinetida, Adinetidae. The record is from the annotation of a GenBank genome assembly.